UUCUUACUUUCCCCCCUCCCUCCCUCUACUUUUCUCCUUUUUUAUUUCUCUGGCCCUACAAACCCAACCUAAUAGAAGAAAUAUUUUACUGGUGUACACCAUGGACAGCCAGAUGGAGCAAGAGCUUUACUUUUUGAUCGCUCGCUUUCUGUCUAAUGGCCCAUGCCAAAACUCGGCAGAGGCAUUGCUUUCAGAUAUUUCCAAUCAUUCACACCUUUUGCCUGCACGAUAUGACUGGAAAGGCCAUAAAAGACCAUAUACGAGAGAAGAGCUUACUUCACUUUACCAAAAUGUCGAUUCAGACCACCUUCCUCGCCUUCUCUCCAAAUUAAUCCUACAUGUUGAUGCGCAAAUACCACCACUCGUGCCUGGGAUUCGAUCGCUACUUGCCACUGGAGGAAGCUCUCUUCUGCGAGAUAGAGCUGAAGCAGAGCAACUAAAGAAGAACCAAGAUAGCGUUGGCGGACGUACUAUACAGAAGGUAGCCUUCAAUCGGAAGGGCACCCUUCGUGAGACUUUGACGUUGGAUUACCUACGGGCAAGAGAAUUAAAAGGGCCUGCGCUGAGGGCACCAAAGGCACAUCGUUUUGUUCCGUCAUUAUUUCAAGAGUUGGUAGUCAUGAAUGGUCAUAGAUUUCCGACAUACUGUCUCCUCUUUGACAAAACCAAUAAUAGAGUUAUCACAGGAAGCGAUGAUUAUCUUAUCAAAAUUUGGAGUGCACAAUCGGGAUAUCUGUUAUUUACUCUCCGUGGACAUUCUGCAGUUGUCACCUAUAUGGAUCUUAGCACUGAUAAUACAAUGCUCGCCACUGCAUCCGAUGAUGGAAUCAUUCGUGUUUGGGAUAUUAAAAAUUCGGCCCCUGUUGCUGUACUCCCAACAGGAACUAAUGCUCGCAAUCGUAAACCUAUCACCACGGUCUCAUUCUCCCCAUCACCGAUACCUCAGAUCCGAUAUUUAAUCGCCACCUCAGUCGACGGCUACACUUGGGUCUGGAAGUAUGAUCGAGAUACGAAAAAAUUCCAGACACCGCCCACAAUGCUAGACUGCAAGACUUUCGGCGACUCAAAGCUUAAAUGUUCGACCUGGAAUUUCACAGGAUCACAAUUUGCAGUAGCUGGGAAAGAUCUGUUCAUCCGUGUGUUUUCGACUAUCCAAGGUGGACCAGAGGCCAUAAAGUCGGGAAAGAGACGCAAAAGCUACGACAAAUCCAAGGCUCUUGGAUCAGAAGCAGGGGUCGGAGAGAGUUCUAUAGGCGCUAAUACUAGUAACGGAACCAGCGCGUCAUCAUCAGCUAACCUUGCACAGCAACACUGGGGCAAUCCGGUAUUAAUAGCGCAGUUGGAGGGGCAUGCUGGAGUUGUUACAAGCUUGAGCUAUAGUCGGCGCGGUAACAGGUUACUAUCUGGCUCUGUAGAUGGAUUUGUAAGGAUAUGGAAGUAUGAUCAGCAAAGCAAAAUGUGGACAUCUGUAGUCAUCGAUGUCAGAGAUGAACACACUCAAGCAGACGGGACUAUUACAGAAGCGAGACAUAUGAUGCCCUCACCCACUGCAGCUUCCACAUUACCUAACCCCUUUUUGAUUGAGACAUCGACAACUGCUAACACCACCAAUGAGGAUGCGAACCAUACAGACUCGGAGAUUAAUGGGCCCGCUACUGCUAGCCAGAACCCCGUAAACGACACUGUCACUGAAGGAGCACGACCUACACAAUCUAUGGGCGAUGGUUCAGGAAUCGUCCCAACGAUGGCAAUAUGGUCGUUGAACGACUCUACUGUGAUUCUGACGACAUCUUUGGGAGAGAUCAAAAUCUUCGAUUCGAUCACAGGAAAAUUGGUUCAUACACUCAAUGGACAUGCAAGAGGCUCGUCAGUUUAUGUUGUGGAUGUGCAUCCCAAUGAUGAUCGGAUUAUAAUGACAGCUGGAUAUGAUGGACAAGUCAUUCUGUGGGAUAUUGCAAAGGGUGUCAAGAUUAACAGCUGGACGUAUCCUGAUCAUGAAUUCCUUGACGGCCGCUUCUCGUCAGACGGACUGAUGUUCGCAGUAACAGACCAAGAGGGCAAAUGUAUCCUGUUUGGGGCUGGCAAAAACCCUGACGACUACAAAGAUGCUAGAUCAUUCAUUGAGCAAGCUUUCUGGAGUGACUAUGCGCCUGUGCGGUAUGAUGCUGAUCACAAUGUGGUGGAUGAUGCGACUCAGAUUGCGCCGCAUCUUAUGGAAAGAACGCCCAUUCUGGACAAUAACGGGCGGGACUAUGCAAAACAAAAGGGUCCUCGGUAUGGGUUGGAUCUUCCAGUAGCAGUGCCACCAGGUGUGUUGGAGCAGGAGGAGGCUGACAAAAAGGAUUUGCUUGAGAAAGAGCUUGAGAAUUUAGCAGUACAAACACUCGCUGUGCUCCCUGCUACUGACAAGCGUAAACUAUACAAGCGAAGGAGAGAGUUUAUUUUAGAAGAUGACGAUGAGGAUGAUGACCCUAUGACUGCUGAGGUCCCGAUUGUUCCGCUUCCCAAUGAUUCGAGUGGGGAGGAGUAUGCUGGUGGAGCCGCUUCGGCAUCAGAAUCAUCAUCUGAUAGCGAAGGAGACGAUAGUGACCUGGCUCCUGACGCUAUUGCUGCAGAAGACUUUGUUGUUAAUGAUGAUUAUGAGGACGAGGACUACCAUGCUGGCGGUCAGGGAUCAAGGAAAAGGCGUGCCGUCGGUUCAGGAGGUUCAUCCAGGAGACAACGGGGAUCAGCAGAUAGGAAACGAAGAACAAAUCGAGCCAGGAAGAGAUUACGUCUUAGAAGUGACGAAGAUGAGGAUGGUUUAGAUGGAGAGGAGCUUGACUUUGAUGAGGAGAGUGAAGACUUUGAAAGCUCCAGGAUAUCUAUCAGAAGGGGAAAACGGGGCCAGAACAUCAAUGAUGGCAUGCCUUCAGGGAGCAAGAGCCAGCGAAGUGCUCGACCGAAAUCUUUUGCAAACGAUGACUAUCCAAGCGAUGAGGUUAUUGAGGACUCGGACCGGGAUGACGACGAUGAAGGGGUUUUCUCUGGGAGCUCUGCUGGCAGAUCUUUUUCUGGGAUGCUCACCUCGGAUACAUCCAUGCCCACAUCACCCAAAAAGAAAAAGCAAUGGCGAGGAAAUGGACGCAAGAAAGGAAAGGCCGUAAUCCGGGACGAACAAGCUGCAGAGUUGUAUAAAUGGCUACCUAGUGAUUGGAUCAAAGUGAAUGAGCCUCGCAAGACCCCUUACCAUCCACAGAUCGGAGACUAUGUCGCUUAUCUUCGUCAGGGUCACAGUUUCUAUUUGAAAGAGACACCUUUGCGCUCGAAACUUAAUCUCAAAAUCGUACCCUAUAUCAAAGAUAGCUCAAUUCCUUGGGUCAUGUUUGGCCGUGUCUCUCGGAUCACAUACAAUGUCGGCCCACCUACUUGGUGUACUGUAACAUUAGAGGAGCAAAUCCUUUCUUCUUCAUGGGGAUUUCCGCCCAAUCCUCAAUUCACAGCCUCGAGAAGGCGCUUUGAAGUUGAGUUUCAUGAUCUGGGCGAUGUCCCUGAUUUCAUUGUAUUGUACUCUGUCUUUCAGAAUGGCAUCAAUGCUCACUAUACAGUUGGCGAACAGAUCUGGGCGUCAUUUGAUGGAAGCAUAUAUGCGGGGACCAUUUCGGACAAGGUUGUGGAUGAUCCAAGUCUACCGGAUUCAUUGUGGAUGGCAUUUGAAGUCUCUUGGCCUGCGAAUGAAGAUGUUACGAAUCUAUCACCAUGGGAGAUGCAACGUGAUGAAAACGAGGACGAAGCCAGAGUUCGAGAAACUAUUCCACCUGAAGAAUACCAACGUAUUCAAGAGGUUGUUUCUCAUUUCAUUCAAAUGGAGGAUUUUCAAAUCUUCAGAUCCUCCGUAGACUUUGAAGCUUACCCAGAUUACUGCAAGACGGUAGCAUAUCCAAUCUGCCUGGAAGCAAUUCAGGAGCGCUUGACUAGUGGAUUCUAUCGGCGAGCAAGAGCAGUACAGUUUGAUAUCGAGCUACUUGAAAAGAAUGCGCUGACAUAUAACGAUCCGAAGAGUGGCAUCGCCAUGUACGCGAAACAAUUGUCACGAAUUUUCAAAGCGUCCCUCGCAAAUCCCUUUAAGCCGUUGCCUAGCCAUAUACAUGUCAAGAGCACAAAAAAAGACGAGGACGAUGAAUUUGAUGGCUCUGGAAGUGAAAACGAACAAGUCGAGAUUGAAACCGAACCAGAGUUGGAUCUUGAGGAGGAGGAGGUAGAAGAGGUGGAUGAUGAUGCCUUCUUAGAUGAUGAGGACGAGUUCUCAGAUGAAGAAAAGCCUAGAUCCAGGUCUAGACCAUCGAACCGUCGCUCUACAGGACGCGUUUCUCGUUCUUCUCGAAAAUUAGUGUCAUCAGCAGCAGCUGCAGUAGCGGGCUUUUCGAUGUCUAAUGAGUCACGGAGAAGGAACGGCAAUGGAAAGACUAACGGCAAUAGCAGCAUAAAUGGAUCCCGACGAGGACGUGGUCGAAGUACGAGGCGCAAAAAACGAAAUAACGACGAUGAUGAUGAAAGUGAUGAUGAGUACAAUAAUGAAGAUGAUGAGGUGGAUGAAGAAUGGGGGGACAGAAGGAACAUAAGUAGAAGUCGUCGUAAUGGACGCCGCAGCGCUGCAGCGGAGCCAGGAGAGGACGCAGAUUAUAUGCAGAAGGAUGAUGAUCUAGUAGAGCACGGAUAUUAUGAUGAAGGGAAUGAAGACAUGGAUGACUUCGAGCAAAGUAAUUCGAAUUCGUAUGCUUCGCAUACACGGUCCAAACGGAAGAAGACCACGAUCAUCUCCAGUGACGAUGAUUAUGUACAGUAGUUUUUUUUUCUUUUCCUUUUUUUUUUAGACAAGUAAACUAAUGCUCU
Lobosporangium transversale is the source of this 4872-nucleotide messenger RNA. RefSeq lists its product as hypothetical. Gene Ontology annotation, molecular function: protein binding. Gene Ontology annotation, biological process: cytoskeleton organization; regulation of cell shape; regulation of transcription by RNA polymerase II. Bases 101 to 4825 code for a protein of 1574 amino acids. The transcript has 11 exons. Gene Ontology annotation, cellular component: nucleus. The record is from RefSeq and is a predicted model, not a curated record. NCBI's taxonomy places the organism in Eukaryota, Fungi, Mortierellomycota, Mortierellomycetes, Mortierellales, Mortierellaceae.